CUGACCGAUGUUGACGACAGAAAAAUCAAGAACCAAGUAUAAAUAUAAGUUGUUUCUAAUUUCUAUGAUGCAUAUAGAACUUGGACACUGCACAUUCUAAACUUUAUUCCAUAUACGUACGUGUGCUUUUAUGUUCUUCUGAAAGUUUGAAGUAGAACUUCAUCAGUGUUCCUGGAAACUAUGACUUCGUCAAAGGAUUCUCCUCCGGCACAUCGUGACUUAGAGUCCGGUUCUCUCAAUGCUAUUACCUGUUCUGCUGAUGUGGAUGGCGAAGAUUACUCAACGGAUCCAUUUGAUAUUAGCAGAACAAAGGAUGCUUCCAUCCAACGACUCAACCGUUGGAGGCAAGCUGCACUUGUGCUUAACGCUUCUCGUCGAUUUCGUUACACCUUGGACUUGAAGAAAGAAGAAGAGAGGAAGCAAACACUGAGGAAGAUUAUAGUUCAUAUACGAGCCAUUCAAGCUGCAUAUCGUUUCAAGGAAGCUGCGAAGAACACAAACAGAACCAUAGUACUUCCUUCAAGCUCCAAUGGAGAAUUUUCAAUAGGACAAGAGCAACUUUCUUCAAUCUCAAGAGAGCAUGAUACAAAUGCUCUAAAGGAUUAUGGAGGGGUUAUAGGGUUGUCAAAUUUGUUGAAAACCAAUUUAGAUAAGGGGACUAAAGGCGAUGAAGCUGACUUGGUAAUCCGAAGGAAUGCAUUUGGUUCCAACAACUACCCUCGAAAGAAAGGACAAAACUUUUUGAUGUUUAUCUGGGAUGCUUGCAAGGAUCUGACCUUGAUUGUUUUAAUGGUCGCUGCGGUGGCUUCAUUAGCACUUGGGAUAAAAUCUGAGGGUAUUAAGGAAGGAUGGUAUGAUGGCGGAAGCAUUGCUUUUGCAGUUAUUCUUGUUAUUUCUGUUACAGCGAUAACCGAUUACAAACAAUCUCUUCAGUUUCAAGACUUAAAUGAGCAUAAAAGAAACAUACAUUUGCAGGUUAUUAGAUAUGGAAGAAGAAUCGAGAUCUCCAUAUAUGAUGUUGUUGUAGGUGAUGUUAUACCACUCAAUAUCGGUAACCAGGUUCCUGCCGACGGAAUUUUGAUCACCGGUCACUCUCUUGCAGUUGAUGAAUCAAGUAUGACCGGGGAGAGCAAGAUCGUCAAUAAGCAUUCUAAGGAACCUUUUUUGAUGUCGGGAUGUAAAGUUGCAGACGGAAGCGGCACUAUGCUAGUAACCGCUGUCGGUAUUAAUACCGAAUGGGGGCUUCUAAUGACUAGCAUUUCAGAAGACACUAGUGAAGAAACACCUUUGCAGGUUCGCUUGAAUGGUCUCGCUACCUUCAUCGGUAUCGCUGGCCUCGCUGUGGCUAUAAUUGUUCUAGUUGUGUUACUCGCCAGAUAUUUCUCCGGGCACACUAAAAAUCCCGAUGGAAGUGUUCAAUUUAUAGCGGGAAAGACCUCGGUCGGGGAUGCUAUUAAUGGAGUAGUUAAGAUAGCCACUAUUGCGGUCACCAUUGUAGUGGUUGCAGUACCCGAAGGACUUCCUUUAGCUGUUACCUUAACACUUGCUUACUCAAUGAAAAAAAUGAUGGCAGAUAAAGCUUUGGUGAGGAGGCUUUCUGCCUGUGAAACAAUGGGAUCAGCCACAACUAUCUGCAGUGAUAAGACUGGAACAUUGACAAUGAAUCAGAUGACUGUUGUUGAGGCAUGUGUUGGUGGAAAGAAGAUUUUACCGCCUAAUGAUAAGUCGCAGCUAUCUCCUAUCCUCUAUUCUUUGCUGAUUGAAGGUGCUGCACAGAACACUAAUGGAAGUGUUUUUGUACCUGAGAGUGGCAAUGGUGUUGAGGUUUCUGGAUCACCAACAGAAAAGGCAAUUUUACAUUGGGGAUUUCAGCUUGGGAUGGAUUUUGAGGCUACCAGAUCAGAAUCAUCAAUCGUACAUGUUUUUCCAUUCAACUCGGACAAGAAAAGAGGCGGAGUAGCAUUACAAAUGGUAACACCUUCUUUGCAGCCCGACGCUGAAAUCCAUAUACAUUGGAAAGGUGCUGCUGAGAUAGUUCUUGCCAGCUGUACUCGGUAUUUUGAUAUAAAUGAUCAGUUGGUGGAUAUGGAUGAAGAAAAGAUGACAGUUUUGAGAAAUGUCAUAGAAGAUAUGGCUGCCAAUAGUCUACGUUGUGUUGCCAUUGCAUAUAGACUAUUAGAUAAAACGGAGAACAUUCCAACCGGCGAAGAAGAACUUGCUUGCUGGUCAUUACCAGAGGACGAUCUUGUUUUACUGGCUAUUGUCGGUCUGAAGGUAUGUAUUUCCUCCAGAAUUAAUACUAUAAUGUCAUCUUUGUCUUUUUUAGAAUCCAUAACCAUUCUUGAAGGAUCCAUUCCUUGUAAAUUAUGUAUCGAAAUGCAGGAUCCUUGUCGACCUGGCGUCAAAGAUGCAGUGCACCUUUGCCAAAAAGCUGGUGUUAAGGUAAAAAUGGUCACUGGUGACAAUGUUAAAACUGCAAAAGCAAUUGCUGUGGAAUGUGGAAUACUUGGUUCAUUGGCGGAUGCUACAGAGCCAAACAUCAUUGAAGGAAAAACAUUUCGAGCCUUGUCAGACAAAGAGAGAGAAGACAUUGUUGAAAAGAUCUCGGUUAUGGGACGGUCGUCUCCUAAUGACAAGCUUCUGCUUGUGCAAGCAUUGAGGAGGAAGGGGCAUGUUGUGGCCGUAACCGGGGAUGGAACAAAUGAUGCUCCAGCACUGCAUGAGGCUGAUAUAGGUCUUGCAAUGGGCAUUCAAGGAACAGAAGUUGCUAAAGAGAGCUCUGAUAUCAUUAUUUUGGAUGACAAUUUUGCUUCUGUUGUGAAGGUUGUUAAAUGGGGGCGAUCUGUGUACGCAAAUAUUCAGAAAUUUAUCCAGUUUCAGCUUACAAUCAAUAUAGCAGCUCUUGUUAUAAAUGUCAUUGCUUCAUUUUCCACUGGCGAUGUCCCACUAAAUACAGUACAGCUUCUUUGGGUAAAUCUAAUCAUGGAUACUCUAGGAGCACUAGCCUUGGCAACUGAAUCACCAACAGAUCACCUUAUGGAUCAGCUUCCAGUUGGUAGAAGAGAUCCUCUUGUAACAAAUAUUAUGUGGAGGAAUCUGCUAAUACAGGCUAUGUACCAAGUUUCUGUCUUGCUUAUACUCAAUUUCCAAGGCAGGAGCAUACUGAGUCUAAGGCACGAGAUCAACGCCUAUGCUGUCAAAGUGAAGAACACUAUAAUAUUCAAUGCAUUUGUUCUAUGUCAAGUAUUUAAUGAAUUUAACGCGCGAAAGCCAGAUGAAUUCAACAUUUUCAAGGGGGUUACCAAAAACUAUCUAUUUAUGGGGAUAGUGGGAUUAACUAUAGUAAUCCAGAUUGUCAUCAUUGAAUUUCUUGGAAAUUUCACUAAAACAGUCAAGCUUAAUUGGAAGCAGUGGCUCAUAUGUGUUUUUAUAGGAUUUAUCAGCUGGCCUCUUGCAGUGAUUGGAAAACUGAUACCAGUACCUACGACUCCCAUGAAUAACUGUUUUAGAAGAUUUCAAUGUGGAAGAACUAGAAGAAAGAUGGAUUCUUAAGCUUCUCAAUAGUAAUGUAUA
Molecule: messenger RNA, 3573 nt
Organism: Vicia villosa (hairy vetch)
Lineage: Eukaryota; Viridiplantae; Streptophyta; Magnoliopsida; Fabales; Fabaceae
Product: calcium-transporting ATPase 8, plasma membrane-type-like
Exons: 30
Coding region: 181-3552 (1123 amino acids)
Biological process (GO): calcium ion transmembrane transport
Cellular component (GO): intracellular membrane-bounded organelle; membrane
Molecular function (GO): P-type calcium transporter activity; ATP binding; calmodulin binding
Source: RefSeq, a predicted model, not a curated record